AUGCAGAAGGAAAUGUUGUGGCUGGCCUGUCGUCGCCAUAUGCUUGAAAUUAUGUUGGAAACAGUUGUGAAGCAUUCAUUUGGUCUUUCAACAAGUCCAGACAUAACAAUCUUCAAGCGUUUUAAAGAACAUUGGCCACUCAUUGAUAAAUCAACAUUUCAGACUGUUCUAACAGAUGACUCUAGUACAUCAGCCAUUGUUGACAUUGCUGAAGAAAUUAUCGAAUUUGCAAAAAAACAGCUUACAACUUUUCAACCUCGUGAAAAUUACCGAGAGCUACUUGACUUAGUCAUUAUUUAUCUUGGAAUAUUCCAGAAAAAAGUACGUCAUUUAAACAUCCAGCUUGACUUCAUCUUGCUUGGUGGACGGCCAAAGCCAUAUCUGCCUUCAAAAUAUGGCUAUUUCGGGCCCAAUUUUGACUCACGGCAAAAGAAAAAUGGGGUCUCAGAAACAUAUGCAUUUUUACCACAAGAAUUCACACAAGAACCUGGUUUACAGCACUAUCAAACAUCUCAACUCCUCAAAAUGAUCUCUGGCUUAUCAAAAGCCUACAAAAGCUAA
Molecule: messenger RNA, 561 nt
Organism: Helobdella robusta
Lineage: Eukaryota; Metazoa; Annelida; Clitellata; Rhynchobdellida; Glossiphoniidae
Exons: 1
Coding region: 1-561 (186 amino acids)
Source: RefSeq, a predicted model, not a curated record